GCCCCCGCUGAGGGGCUUCUUUCGCCGCUGCCAUGAACCGACGGGCCUCGGUCAGCGACUGCCUGCGGGACUGGGAGGAGCUGCAGGACGGCUUCCAGCGCGUGCAGGAGACUCACAGGCUGUACAAGCAGAAGCUGGAGGAGCUGACCAAACUCCAAGAUGGGAUUUCCAGCUCCAUCAGCCGGCAGAAGAAGCAGCUGAAGGAGCUCUCUCUGGCCCUCAAAAAGUGCAAGUGCUCUCUUGCCGACAACAAUGAAGAGGAACCGAAGGAGUCCUUCCAGGAGCUCCAGAGCAUGAUCAAAGAGCGGCAGGAUGUCUUCUUUGAAAUGGAGGCCUACUUGCCCAAGAAGAAUGGGUUGUACCUGAGUCUCGUGCUGGGGAACGUGAAUGUCACUCUGCUCAGCAAGCAGGCAAAGUUCAGGUACAAGGAUGAGUAUGAGAAGUUCAAGUUGUACCUCACCAUCAUCCUGCUCAUAAUCUCCUUCACCUGCCGGUUCCUGCUUAACUCCAGGGUGACGGAUGCAGUCUUCAAUUUCCUCUUGGUCUGGUACUACUGCACCCUCACCAUCCGUGAGAGUAUCCUGAUCAACAACGGGUCCAAAAUUAAAGGCUGGUGGGUUUUCCAUCACUACAUCUCUACCUUCCUCUCUGGCGUCAUGCUGACUUGGCCAGACGGUCUCAUGUACCAGAAGUUCAGAAAUCAGUUUCUCACCUUCUCCAUGUAUCAAAGCUUUGUCCAGUUCCUCCAGUAUUAUUACCAGAGCGGUUGCCUGUACCGGCUGAGAGCCCUGGGUGAGCGGCACACCAUGGACCUCACAGUGGAGGGCUUCCAGUCCUGGAUGUGGAGAGGCCUCACCUUCCUGCUCCCAUUCCUUUUCUUUGGCCAGUUCUGGCAGCUUUACAAUGCCCUCACCCUCUUCCAACUGGCCAGGCACCCAGAAUGCAAAGAGUGGCAGGUGCUGAUGUGCGGCCUCCCCUUCUUCGUCCUCUUCACCGGCAACUUCUUCACCACCCUGCGUGUUGUUCACCAGAAAUUCCAGGACAAGGCCAAGGUGGAGUAAAGGGGGCGGGGCUUGCGGGGCCUGUCCCACCCCCACUCUCCUUGUCCUCUCCCCCCACC
Messenger RNA from Podarcis raffonei (Aeolian wall lizard), 1120 nucleotides. RefSeq names its product transmembrane protein 120A (gene TMEM120A). NCBI's taxonomy places the organism in Eukaryota, Metazoa, Chordata, Lepidosauria, Squamata, Lacertidae. Gene Ontology annotation, biological process: fat cell differentiation. The record is from RefSeq and is a predicted model, not a curated record. Gene Ontology annotation, cellular component: membrane. The coding region runs from base 33 to 1061 and encodes 342 amino acids. The transcript has 12 exons.